CUACCAUCGAGAACUGAGAUGAGGCAACGGCGUUUCUACUGUACUUUAAGUAUAACAAUGUGGAAGAAGAAGGGUACCCCUUCAAAAUUCCAGUGAUUUGCAUAAUUGCGUGAAGGUCGCUGACCUUUUUUCUUCCGCUUGACCCAGUUUGUUCAAUCACCCAAACAGUGUUUGGACACUACCUAAAUAAAUGCCGAUGCAGAGGUUCAGGCAUUCGCAAGUUGCUUUACAGUUUACCUUGACGACCAGGGCAGCAAACACUCUCCAAAGACUUGAAGGAAUGUAUGACGUGAUGAUACUCCGACGAUUAUCAAACAGUGGAGAGGACGGUGAAAAGUGCCCGUUAGGCUAUUGGUCUUGUGUUCAAGGUCCUAGGACAAAAUGUGCCGAAAGAUAUCGAUCUUCAGGGUAUACGAUAUACGAUCAGAAUGUGCAGAGCGAUGUUCUUCAGGCUCCUCGAGCCUCGAGCUUCAAGCGCAGUGAAUUACAGAGGUCACGGUCGCGUAAAGUCGUGCACCACACGUAGCAUAGGUCACUCAGCUAUUUGGUGAGAUCAAACCCGGACAAAUGGAGGAAAAGUCUAGCGAUUUUCACGGACAUACGCAAGACGCUAUGAAGCACGCGCCCUUGGUCGCUUCAGCUAUUUUGUGUCCUAAAUCCCUACGGAAAGGCAUUCAAUACAGGAAUACUAAUGUGCAAUGAUAGCAUCGAUGACUCUAUUCUUGGAGCUCAUAAUAAAGUAGGCGUAGCAGCGACGUUGCUGAAAACUGACUCGGAAGAUUACUCAAUGCCAACUCGCAGACGCCAUUGACUGGGUUGUCCAUUCAGCGCUUGAUGUGGAGUUUCUGAACGUAUAAAGCUUGUGCUUGCAUGCGGCGAUUGGGCUGCUCAUACCCAAUUUCCCAACCAACUUUGGCUUCUUGACAGGACCGAAGUUUAGCUCACUUAGCGCUAAUGUCUACCAAUAUUUCUACUGGUGUCGCACUUGCCUUUCUUGCCUGGAUAAUAAUCCGUUUGACCAAAGCUGGCACUAGACAGUCUGGCCUUCCCCCUGGCCCUCCGACGCUUCCGCUUCUUGGCAAUCUCCAUGUCUUCCCGAAGACUCGCGCAUAUCUGAAGUUCACGGAAUGGGCGAAGGUGUAUGGAGAACUUUACUCGCUCAAAGCCGGUCCAGCCAACGUUGUUAUCCUUUCUAGUCCAAGGAUGGUCCGUGAAUGCAUUGAUGUGAAAGGUGCUGCCACAGCCAGUCGACCCCUGCUUCAUGUCUCUGAAUUGGUCUCAAACAAUUUGGAAUUCUCGUUGAUACAAUAUGGGCCGACGUGGAGGAGUAUGCGUCGGGCCGCGCAUGACAUUUUGUCACAACAGGCCUGCAUGAGGCACCUCCCCAUCCAACACGCGGAGGCUAGUCAAUUAACGUUUGAUUUCCUAGAGAGCCCAGAGUUGUUCUACACCCACAUCUACCGCUACACGGCCUCUGUGAUUGUCUCUGUAGUGUACGGGAUCCAUUGCCCACGAUACCAUGAUUCAUUAGUCGACGAACUUCGCCAGAUAACCAGAGAGUUCCAACAGCUCAUCACGCCUGGCGGUACCCCACCGAUAGAUAUCGUCCCGAUUCUGAAGCACCUUCCUGAGCGCGUGGCACCGUGGAAAGCUCGCUGCAGACAUCUACGCGCCAGGCAACUCAAGCUUCUCUUGUCACUACUCGAUACAUGUGAAAAUCGUAGGAAGACUGAUAAGCGCAAUGGCUGCUUCAUGGAAUAUAUAUUAGACAACCAAGACCGCUAUAAUUUGGACCGUGAACAGACUGCAGCCUUUGGUGGGUCAGUCAUUGAAGCGGGGAUAGACACCACUGCCAUGUUUCUGCAAUUUUUCGUUGCUUGUAUGAUAGCAUACCCUGAGGUGCAAGCUCGAGCACGGAAGGAUAUAGACGACGUGAUCGGCCUCAACCGAACACCCCAACAAGAUGAUAUCGAGAAUUUGCCUUACCUACGCGCUCUGAUCAACGAGAUACAUCGUUUCUGUCCCAUCGCGCCUAUGGGUAUUCCGCAUGCGUCUACGGCAGAUGAACGUAUUGGUGACUACAUGAUCCCGAAGGGAACUACGAUCGUCAUCAAUAUUUGGGGCCUCUACCGUAACGAAGAAUACUUCGAAGAUCCUGACGUGUUCAAUCCCGAGCGAUAUCUUCAAUCGCCGUACGGGAUGAAACCCGGUGUCAAUCUCACGGGCCUGAGGAGUGAUUAUAUGUUUGGCGGUGGAAGGCGGAUUUGCCCCGGCAUGCAUCUCGCUUUUAAUUCAAUUACACUUAAUACCAUGAACCUCCUAUGGGCAUUCGAAUUCAAUACGGCUAAAGACCCUAACACUGGUCGACCCAUUCCAGUUGACCCACAUCACGUCACUGAUAAUUUGCUUUUGAGCCCAGAACCGUUUCAAUGUAACAUUGUACCUCGAAGUGACAAAAAGGCUGAGAUGAUACGGAACCAGUUUGCGAACGCGAAGGCUACUUUUGAUCUGUUCUGCGCAUAAGCGGGUGCGCGAAUCAUUAGCGUUGUAUGGCUUUUCUUGUAGACCCUGUAUCUUGAAUUGUAGUAUCUAACUCAGAAUUUUUCGAUUCCCUGGGAUUGAAGGAGCAGCUUCAAAAUGCCUCUUGAGGCUUUAUGCUGAA
Somion occarium is the source of this 2662-nucleotide messenger RNA. Lineage: Eukaryota; Fungi; Basidiomycota; Agaricomycetes; Polyporales; Cerrenaceae. The record is from the annotation of a GenBank genome assembly.